AUGGUGAACAUUCCCAAGACCAGGAAGACCUACUGCAAGGGCAAGGACUGCAAGAAGCACACCCUGCACAAGGUCACGCAGUACAAGGCUGGCAAGGCCUCCCUGUUCGCCCAGGCAAGCAAAUCUGGUUUCGGUGGUCAAACGAAGCCUGUCUUCCACAAGAAGGCCAAGACCACGAAGAAGGUUGUGCUGCGUCUCGAGUGCUCCUCGUGCAAGACCAAGCUGCAACUGGCCCUGAAGCGAUGCAAGCACUUCGAGCUGGGUGGUGACAAGAAGACCAAGGGUGCCGCCCUUGUGUUCUAA
Messenger RNA from Diaporthe citri, 303 nucleotides. RefSeq lists its product as uncharacterized. The coding region runs from base 1 to 303 and encodes 100 amino acids. The record is from RefSeq and is a predicted model, not a curated record. Gene Ontology annotation, cellular component: ribosome; cytosolic large ribosomal subunit. Gene Ontology annotation, biological process: translation. NCBI's taxonomy places the organism in Eukaryota, Fungi, Ascomycota, Sordariomycetes, Diaporthales, Diaporthaceae. Gene Ontology annotation, molecular function: structural constituent of ribosome. The transcript has 5 exons.